This is a messenger RNA of Pocillopora verrucosa, 5421 nucleotides long. Its product is annotated as kinesin-like protein KIF16B. Gene Ontology annotation, biological process: microtubule-based movement. Lineage: Eukaryota; Metazoa; Cnidaria; Anthozoa; Scleractinia; Pocilloporidae. The record is from RefSeq and is a predicted model, not a curated record. Gene Ontology annotation, molecular function: microtubule motor activity; ATP binding; microtubule binding.
AACUAUUUUUGGCGCGAGAAUUCGAGCGUAACAAUGGCGGCUGAAGCGAAUGUCCGUGUCGCUGUAGCAGUGAGACCGUUAAGCGAGAACGAACAGGAAAAUGGCGACGAAUGUGUGGUAUGGACGCAAAACGACGAAAUUCGGGUGCUCAAUCCAGAUAGUGGCCAUGAGAAACUAUUUAAAUUUGAUUAUACGUUUUGUAAUUUGCCGACAGAGCUCGCCGAACCACAGGAGAAGAUUUUGGAAGAUGUUGGCGAGUUUCUUCUUUCGUCCUGUUUUAAUGGCUAUAACACUUGUGUGUUCAGCUAUGGAGCAUGUGGAAGUGGUAAAAGUUUCAUUAUGUACGGCUCUGAUAAAGUUCAAGGCCUUACUCCUUGGAUUUGCCAAAGUCUUUUCAAAAGAGCCUCAGAUUAUAAAGAUGACACUUCAUUUAGGGCAGAAGUAAGUUUUCUUGAAAUACACAAAGAAUUUGUGAAGGAUUUGUUGGGGAGAAGAAGAAACUGGCAAGACUCUUUAAGAGUGCGAGAACACCGUGAACUGGGAGUUUAUGUUGACAAGUUGACUAAACACAUAGUCUCAGAUGUUAGUGAAGCAUUGGGGCUAAUUGAUAAAGGAAAGAAAAACAGGUCAAUAUGUUCAAGGUCUUCUAACUCCUUUGCUAGUGGUUCUCAUACAAUUUUCACCUUAAGGUUUACGCAGGCUCGUUUAGAAGAUGGCUUGCCCUGUGAAAUGGUCAGUGUGAUUCAACUUGUUGAUUUAGCUGGCAGUAAGAGCAUACAUGAUGAGUGCACUGAUAACUGCUCUACUGCUGCUGAUGUUGACAAGUCUCUAAUGACCCUGGAAAGAGUGAUGUCAUCAUUAGCAUGCCCAGACUCAGAGUCUUCUAACAGUGCUACUGUCCCAUACAAGGAUUCAGCUCUGACAUGGAUUUUAAAAGACUGUUUUGGUGGAAAUUGCCAAACUGUCAUGGUAGCAGCCGUGUCUCCAGCAGCUUCGUCCCAUAAUGAGACUCUUAAUACCUUGCGAUUUGCCAACCAGGCCAAGAAUAUCAUGAACGUACCAAAAGUGAACGAGGAUGCGAAUGUUAAAUUGAUUAAAGAACUCCAGUUCGAAAUACAGACUCUGAAGACCAGGUUGAAGAGUGGCAAUGUACCCAGUUCUUUGGGGGUUGAUAAGGCCGAGAAAAAACUGCAAGAAAAUGAAGAUCUCAUGAAGCGACUGACGGGAAUUUGGGAGGACAAGUGGAGUAAGACUCAAAAACUCAUUGAGGAGCGCGCCCUUGCUGUCACUGAGCUUGGCUCUGCGCUGAAGUUUGAGACAGAUGAGCCUCACUUUGUGAGUCUUGGCGGAGGGCGGCUCAGUAUUGGCGUGACGCUGUGUCCAAUCAAAAGAGGAAAAACAGUUAUCGGUGUUGCAACAGAGACAUGCAAACCCGACAUUCAACUAAGAGGAAAAGGAAUAGAACCAGAGCACUGCACAGUGGAAUAUAAUGGGGAUGCUGUGGUUCUUUAUCCAAAAGCAAAUCUAUGUUCUGUGGAUGGAAUCCCCAUCUCAGAGCCAACGAGACUACCACAAGGUUGUAUGAUCUGCCUGGGAAAGUCUAAUUACUUUCGCUUCAACCAUCCCAGAGAAGCAAAGAGGAUCAAGGAAUCCAACCCUGGAAAUCGAUUCUCUAUCGUUCCGGAUCAGUAUUAUCCUGAUGUUGAACUUGCCAUUGAGCAAUACAAGAGAGAUAAGAAAGAGAGAGACAGACUCGAGAAGGAGAACGAACGUUUGUUGUCCUUGGAAAACGAGUACAAGGAGGCUGUGGAGCGAAUCGAGUUUGAAAAAUCCCAACUUGAAGAAGAACGGCAAAAGCUUCAAGAAAUGGAACAGCAGCACAAAGAAGCUGUUGAUAGCUUCGAAGACGAAAUAGCUGUGCAAAUUAAAGAACUAGAGAGACAGCGAGAGGAGCUACAGCAUUUUGAAGAGGAGAAAGAAAAACUUGCCAUGCUACAAGAAAAGUAUGAAGAGAACGUCAAGAAGCAAGAGCUCGAACGGGCAAACAAGGAAAAGAAACGGCAGCAAGAGUACGAACGAUUGAAGACGAUGAAAGCAAAGUUAGAAGGAGAAGAAGGAACGGAGAAAGAGAGAGUCGCUAUUGAAGAAUUGAGGCAACAACUUGCGCUUCAAGAGUUGAACAGUUUGGAAGAGGAGCUGCAAACUUACGAGAGGCAGCAGCUUGAUAGUGAACUGAUAGAGGAAGAAAGGAAAAAAUUAGACGAGAUGAAGGAACGACAAUCUGUGGUUAUAAAACAGUUGGAAGAAGAACUGAAUGCCCAAAUCAAGAUGUUGAAAGAAGAAAGAGAAAAGGAGAAUAAUAAGAUAGAACAGGAAAAGCAGAGAAUUCAGUUGUUGGAGAAACAACAGCAAGAAGUUUUGAAACAGAUUGAGCUCGAACGACAACGGCUUGACCAAGAACGUGAGGAAGAGAGGAGAAGGCUUCAACAGGAACGCGAGCGAUUGGACAAAUUAGAAGAGGAACGAAUGGAAUUGUUGGAAAAUGCCGCUCGGGAGCAAGAACAAGAGAAACAAAUGAUCGAAUCUGAGAAAAAGCGACUGGUAGAGCUAGAGGAAAAGCACGCACAGGCCAUGAAGGAAAUCGAAGACGCUAUGAUUUCCAAACAGGAUAAAAUGGAACGCGAACGGCAAAUUGAGUUCGAGUUUUUCGAAACUGAGCAACUUUUGUUGGAAGAGUUGGAGCAAAAACAGCGCGAAGCCGCCGAACAGCUGGACCGAGAGCGAGAGAUAAUUCGACAGCAAUUCGAGAAGGAAAGAGAGGAAGAAAGAAAACAGGUUGAAGGUGAACAGAGGCGCCUUCAAGAAUUACAAAUACAACAGCAGGAGACACUGCGGCAAGCUGAAGAAGAAAGGCGACGGCUCCAAGCGGAGCUCAAGAGCCAGCGAGAAUUAAUGCAGAAAGAAAAGUCACGGUUGGUGAAUCUGGAGAAAGAAUACAAGAAGAUCAGAUGCAAUGGCUCUGAAGCGCCUCUGGUUCUUUCUGCGUUAAACAUGCGAGAUAUAUCGCAGCUUGGAAAAGGUUGCUCGCUUGAGGAGAGGAAACAACGCCUGGAGGAAGAGAAAAGACGAUUAAUUGAGUUGAAGAAAGAAGCGGAAAACUUGCAUGCCAAACAGCAAGAGAGCGGUGAUAGCGGGAGCAGUGGGGACGAAAGAGCUAAAAACCAAACGGCCAAAAAGCUUCAACGCGAAAAGGAACGAAGGGUUCAACUCGAGAAACAAUUGGCUGAACUGCAGCAGAAAAACAACAACACGGCUGUCGCAGACGAUGGUCAGAAAGUGAAAGAGCUUGAACAAGCUCUUGGAAUGGAACGCUCGAGAAGACAGGAGAUGGAAAGAAUUCUAUCGGAGAAACAAAAACAGGAAGAACUCGAAAGGGUUGCAGCGGCGGAGAGAGCUCGGAAAGAGAUGAUGACAGAGAAAGCUAUUCAAGAGAGGCUUCCUGCCAAGGUCAAAAAUGGAACAUCACACCAUGACAAUAACGACCUCAAUCUCGUCCAGUACUUGGUUUCAACAGGUCACGUGCUAGAAAACUGUCCAUCAGUGCGCGUCACAGCGCAUGCGUGCAAAGGAUACCUGUCAAAACUGGGAGGAAAAAUCAUCAAGUCAUGGAAAAAGCGCUGGUUUGUGUUAGACAGACAGAAACGUGCCCUGUGUUACUACUCCGAUGAACAUCAACGUGUGCCUAAGGGAAUCGUUUACUUCCAAGCCAUUCAAGAUGUGUACGUAGAUUUGCCCAGUUCACACAAGAGCUCGUCUACAAGGACUACUUUUUGCGUUAAGACCCCUCAAGAAACUUAUUGCGUGGCCGCGCCAAGUGGCCUGGCCAUGAGUAUUUGGAUUGACGCUAUUCUCACGGGUCGGGAGGGGGCUGACUUUUACAACUAAGGGAGCCAUCCCUUGUUUAUUAUUUCAUUUCUGUGGGGGAAGGGAGGGGAGAGAUGUGUUUUUUGUUUUUUUGGUUUUUUUGGUUUUGAACGAUCCGUAAUAAUUCUUUACUGUUAAGUUGGGUUCAUUUUUUUUUCAGUUUAGUUUUAAAGCAUUUUAAGGGCAGUCAGUGAGAAAGUAAUGUUGGCUGAGCUUCAGGCUUCAGCUAUAAUGAUAAAUAAUCCAACCGAUUUUGCCUUUAGUAUUUCAAAUAGGUGUUAAAAAGUAUAUGGUAUCUGUUUCUGUAGACUCCACGAUAAGAUAAGUUAAAUAAACGUUUAAAAUUUAAGGGCCCAGGUAAAAGAGAUAUUCAACUUCAUUUAACUUAACAGUAAACGAGAGGCAGGUUAUUUUUAGUAUUGUUUUAUGGUAAAAAUUAUUUUACCUCGAGUUGUGUUAUAAGUAACGGAAAUGUACUUCUGAUUAUAUGAUAUUAUUUUAUAUACAUGAAAUAUCUAGGGUCCGUAAUAUUGAGCAAUAAUUAUCAAGUUGUAAUUAGUAAUUUUGAAAACUCGAUGUUACGCACGCGUCAAGUGGAAGGAGUGAUUGGUUCAGUGUAGGACACUUCAAAGGGUUGUAUAUAGACAGAAAACCUGAGUGAAACCUGUCCUUUGCUGGCAACUAUGGUGUAUUGCAGAAAAUGACUUAAAAAGGUUUUUUCGGAAGGUGACUUUUUGACGUUUGACUUUUUCAGGGCGUAUCAAUUUUUGAAGAUAAUUUUGCAGCUUGGGGCCUUGGUCCCUAGAGUUAAGAAAGGGCGAAAGAUUUUUCGGAAAUUCCGAUUAAUUUCUGCAACAAACUUUAUUGAAAGCAGCUUGAAGAAAACACACGUAAGUUGAUUAGUUUGCUCAAUAAUCUUGUCAGAAAAUAGGAGACUUUCUCGGGACAAUUGCACGACAGAUAUCAAUGAAGCUUGGCGAUUGAACGUCAUAUCCGAGUGUAUCACUUGACUUGAUUAAUCCAAUGGCGCCUUGCAGAUUGGCAGGUUUAAAAACGUUAGAAAGACUUAGCCCUUUGUUCUAACUCCCGUCUUCUUAUGCACCGCAAUUUAGACCGAUGUUCUCCGUAAUGCAAACUUAAGAUAUUAAAAAACAUCCGAGUUUCGAUAUUCCUAUUUUUAUCCAAUUUAAUGGCCUCCUCUAAAGAAGUUUCUGCCAGAUUCUUCCUCAUACUGAAACAUACUGAUUUUACAGAUAUUUUUGUAAUGCAUAUGGUGUUAGUAAAGGAAAGUAAUAUAACGUGAAAAGGUGUAAGGUGUUAAAGUUGUUGUAUUGAAUUAUACGCCAAACCAAAGAUACAUUGUUAACUGAAGAUCAAAAAGCGUUUCUAUCGGAGUCACUGUUAGAGUUUGUACCUUAAACUGUUCUUUUGAAAUCUCCGGAUUUAGAAAUUACGUUUACCAAAUAAAGUUGCCUCGAACGGCAUGUGUGUAUUCCU